Molecule: messenger RNA, 1294 nt
Organism: Sphaeramia orbicularis (orbiculate cardinalfish)
Lineage: Eukaryota; Metazoa; Chordata; Actinopteri; Kurtiformes; Apogonidae
Exons: 9
Coding region: 13-1104 (363 amino acids)
Source: RefSeq, a predicted model, not a curated record
UUGAAAACUAAAAUGGCGGACGUUCGAGGUGUACUCCAGCUCUGUGACCCGGUUCUCCUGAACCUCCAUAUGGACUCGGAUCAGCUGGACUCUGCUGAAUCGGCCCGGAUGGUGGUCUACCUCAUGGACAGUCGCCGGGUCCAGAAGGUUCUGUUCCGUCAGCUGUUCGUUCUGGACUCCAUGAUGUCUUUACUGGAGGGUCUGGAAUCUGCCCAGCAACUGGUGAUGUUGCAAUGCCCCCCCCAUCCAGGGGGUGGGGCCCGAGGCCGAUGGAAGUCUCUGAAGGUCCAGAACCGAUCGGGUCUGGAGGAGACCGAGGCUCUGCUGAGGAUUCAACUGGACCAAGUGGACCAGAUCCAGACCAGGAGGCAGACCCUGACCCAGCUCAUAGACCAGCUGAACCAGCAGAGGAGGCAGUGUGAUCACCUGGGGGAGUCUCUGCAAAAGGCCCAGAAUGCAUUGCAGUCAUGUGAUCAUCAGCUGGCCCAGAUAAGGGCAGAGUUGGAGGCGGUGUCGAAUCAGCUGAUCAACUGGCAGCGAAUCAGAGACGAGUUGCAGCGCUGUGUGUCUGCUGCUCAGGACGUCAUGCAUAUCAACCUGCUCUCCUUCGACCAAUCACAGCUGUGUGUGGCGCUCAGGCCACGCCCCUCCUCUCACCUGUCCACCAAUCAGCUGGAGCCUCUGAAGCUGUCAGUCACCUGGAGUCAUGACGACCGCUUCCAUCUGGAGGUCGGAGGUGAGCUGUCCGGUCUGGUGGAGGGCUGUUCUACAGGUGGGCGUGGUCAGCUGAGCGCCGCCCUGCUGAACGUCCUGAGCAGGUACAUGGGCCAGGUGGACCUGCUGACUGAGAUCCAGACCCUCAGAUCCAGUUUUGCCAUCGACUGGCGUGCGUCCCAGCGGCUGCUGGUCUACCUGAAGUCUGCGUCUCUGGUUUAUCACCUGGAGGUGGGAGAGGGGUAUCCCAGGUCCGGAAGAGUCCGACUCAGGUCUGUACGGCGGGACGGACUCGCCCUGGACUCAUCUGGACUACAGCCUGGUCGACCUGAUGCAUCUUUGACUGAGUGGUUGGUUUUACUCAGUGCCUCAUCUGAUGGACUGGACUAAUGGACUGGACUGGACUAAUGGACUGGACUGGUCUAAUGGACUGGAAUAAUGGACUGGACCGGUCUGAUGGACUGGACCGGUCUGAUGGACUGGACUGGUCUGAUGGACUGGUCUGCUGGACUCCACAUCUUUAACUGUCUGUCUUCUGUUCUACUGUCUGUGGUGUCCACCAGGGGACGCUGUCACUAAU